Messenger RNA from Talaromyces stipitatus ATCC 10500, 522 nucleotides. RefSeq names its product gag/polymerase/env polyprotein, putative. The transcript has 3 exons. The record is from RefSeq and is a predicted model, not a curated record. The coding region runs from base 1 to 522 and encodes 173 amino acids. Lineage: Eukaryota; Fungi; Ascomycota; Eurotiomycetes; Eurotiales; Trichocomaceae.
AUGAAGAAGGAGCUGGAGAAAGCUUCCGUCGAACCUACUCCUACCAAUACAAUGUCCGUUGCUGUUCGAGAGCCGAAUGUGAAGAGCAAAGAGGAUGAAGUGUUCAUCACUAGUCUGAGCGAAAUCGAGAAGGCAAUUGAGGACAAAGAGCGUCCGGAUGUUUUCUCGAAGAUUAACUCCGACAAGCUGCCGGAGCGGAAGGAGUACGACCACAAGAUUGAGUUGGAGAAGGAGGUGGAGCUAGGAUAUUGCCUGUUGUAUUGCAUGAGUGCGGAGGAGCUCUAUGCCGCGAAGGACUACAUUGUGGAGAAUCUAGACAAAGGCUUCAUUGUGCUGAGUAACGCGCCAUUCGCGUCACCUAUCCUUAUGGCUAAGAAGCCUGGAGGUAGACUCUAUUUCUGUGUUGACUACCAAUGGCUAAAUACAAUCACUCGAAAGGACUAUUAUCCUUUGCCUUUUAUUGACAAAGUGUUCGAACAAAUCAGCCAGGCAAAGAUUUUUACUAAGCUAAAUAUCCAAUAA